AUGUCCACUACCAAGCGAGAACACUGUGCCUCUUCCUUGCGAGAUAAGGGGACCGCCUCCAUGGUAGAAGACACCACCGAUACUCAGAACUCGGAAGGCUUUAUCUUCGAGGAGGAGACUGAAGCUGAGAAGAAACUUAUACGUAAGGUCGAUAAUUAUGUUCUACCUUUCAUCUGGAUCGUUUACCUGCUAUCCUACAUAGACCGAUCCAACAUUGGAAACGCCCGAGUCGCUGGCAUGGGCCAAUCUCUCGAACUUACCGAUGAUCGUUAUUACCUCGUUGUUGUUUUGUUCCAAAUCGGAUACCAGCAACUUGUUAGUCUUCGAUUUCUAGUCGGUGUCGCCAAGGCUGGCUUCAGCUCAAAGCGAUUCGUUGUGUUCCAUAGCGCUGGCAUCAUGUCAGGGGCAUUCGGUAGCAUCCUUGCCGGCGCAAUAACUCGAGGUCUAGAUGGCUCGCUCGGCAUUGCGGGCUGGCGAUGGCUGUUCAUCAUCGAGGGCGUCAUAACCGUGGCUGUAUGUUUCGUUGCCAAGUUUACACUGCUCGACUAUCCCUUGACUUCCAAGAGGCUUAGGCCCGAGGAGCGCGAACUAGCAUAUGCCCGACUUCGAGCUGACGGCAUCACGAGCCGAAACGAUCCAUCCCAGCUCAAGAUUAGCUACCUGGCUGCGAUGAAGACGGCUGUAUCAAAUUGGAGACUGAUUCCUCUGACCCUUGGAUACAUGACGGUCAUCAGUUCUAUGUCACUGGCUUACUUUUACCCAACAUUCACUGCCCAGCUUGGGUAUAACAAGACUGACGCCCAGUAUGUCACCAAGUCUUCAAACCACCGCGUCGAGCUAACAGGUACCAGAUAUAUGACUGCCCCCUUCUACGGCGUUGCCCUCGUCAUUGCCGUGACUCUUUGCAUUAUAGCAGACAAGGUUCCCCAGUUUCGAGCCUUGUUCACAUUCAGUGUCCUUUUGAUCUUUGGUUGCCUUUUCAGUGCUCUGGCUGCGGCUAUCCAUAAUCCCAAGGCUAUAUAUGCCUUUUUAUGCUUCAUCAACACGGCCGUCUGGUCUGCCAAUCCCCUCUCGCUCUCCUACACCAGUACGGUUCUCGGCCUAGUCCAGCCUGAGGUUUGA
Messenger RNA from Fusarium subglutinans, 1122 nucleotides. RefSeq names its product allantoate permease. Gene Ontology annotation, molecular function: transmembrane transporter activity. Gene Ontology annotation, biological process: transmembrane transport. The transcript is spliced from 4 exons. The record is from RefSeq and is a predicted model, not a curated record. Gene Ontology annotation, cellular component: membrane. The coding region runs from base 1 to 1122 and encodes 373 amino acids. NCBI's taxonomy places the organism in Eukaryota, Fungi, Ascomycota, Sordariomycetes, Hypocreales, Nectriaceae.